Letharia columbiana is the source of this 2376-nucleotide messenger RNA. RefSeq lists its product as uncharacterized. The transcript has a single exon. The record is from RefSeq and is a predicted model, not a curated record. Bases 1 to 2376 code for a protein of 791 amino acids. Lineage: Eukaryota; Fungi; Ascomycota; Lecanoromycetes; Lecanorales; Parmeliaceae.
AUGCAGCACAUCGAGUCUGUUAUGGAUUCCUUAGAGUUUGUGGAUCUGGGCGAGACAUUCUUCGAUGUUGCGUGGGACCACACGUACUUCCAGGACGAAAUGGACAAAUCGCAGAGGCUAGGCUCUAUGAUUACUUUCACUGGCUCGGUUGAUGCUUCAUGGGCCGCAACCAGUAAAGAGUACGUGGCGAAGAUAUGGCCAGAAACGGGGAUGGUCACUCUAAGUGCCAUAGAGAAGGCAAUGAAACAAGACAAAAUAGGUUGUUACUACGAAACGUUCAGUUCCUUUGACGGAGAUUUCGGAGUUGAAGUGAGACGCUCGAGAGGUCCCCAGAUCAAAGUUCAAGGAUCUAAAAGACAAACUGUUCAAGUAGCACAGCAAUUGGCCUGGAUGAUGGGCGUCUUCCAAACGAGAAAAGAUCGAGACUCAGAUAAGACAAUGUACUCGCAUUUUCAAAUCGACAAUCAAGACACAGACCGGUUUUCGUUGUCACCAUUGCCACUCAAGGAAGCCUCCGAAAGUAAUGCGUCAUGCUGGCCAUCGUUGUUACAUGGUGGCGUCAUCUCUCACGGGUUCCCGAUUCCUCAAAGGGGCAGUGAAGUGGGAGUUGAAAUGUCUUUAGAUGCGAUCAUUCCUCUUGCGGGCAUCCAAUAUCCUGUCCAUAUCCAAGACGUCACCAUUAUGAAGGGAUGGUCAACCCUGCUGUAUCCAGUGAAAGCUUCCGUGGACUUCGGCUCGAUCCAAUGGCACUUAGUAGCAUGUGACGUUCCAGACGAUCCGCGGAUACUUCAAGCACUGUCUUCUGUCGCCUAUGUAGCGAAUUGGAAGGAUGUCGGCCUCGACUCAAUUAGAAUGUCACGGUCCUUUAUAGGCUUCUGCGACUCUGCAAAUAUUCACUUGGGGACGAAGAUGUUUGAGCCGCAACGUUCAGAAGAUGUGUCGGGCGCAUUGAUUGAGACAAGCCGGGCGUUCUGGCAAAAAAAGGUCACUGUCAAUAUGGGAACCGGCGGUAUGGGCGCUUUUGGAUUCGGAGCUGCUGGCGAGAUAGGCUUCACCAAGACCACAGUCGCCAGGAUGGCAGAACGGGAGAACUUCGACAAGGUACUGGACUUGUCUCGGGGGACAGCGGUGAUGAUUUAUGACGUUGCCACCAGUCUUGCAUGGCUAGUGCCAGAGAUCAGUGUGGUGCUGCACAUAACACGGUCUUGGUUCCUCGAAAGGAAAGACCUUGCAAGAAAUGAAAUCGAAAAGUUACCGUCUGCAGCCAUAGCUGAAGAUGGGGGUAGCGCUGCAAUGAACGCAAUCAGAAAACACCAGUCGCUUGAUUUGGAGCGCACCGGUGGCACAUCGACUUGGAAAUUCAUGGAUAUCGUGAAGGAUUCUGUCCGUUUACUCAGAGCCUGCAGAGAUACAAAAGAUCGAUCACAGUCAUCCAGUUCAGUCUCAUACCUGUUGUCUAGGGUUCAGUCGCCGAGGCUUUACGGAUGGGACAUGGCCGAUAUGAUUGACGGAAGAGACAACACAUCGAGGAAGGAACUAUCAGUCCACAAGAACUCCAAUGACAGAUGGGUCACUUCCAUAGCCAACCAUCCUGAUGUGUUGCUUCUGUUCUGCAGGAACAUAGCUGCUCCAAUUCGCCCAGCUCAGCCGGAACAGACUUGUCGCAAGUGGAACCCAAUGCCUUCGGGAGAGAAUUACCUAGUGGCUUCUGUGCAAUCUUUGAAAGACUUGGCACGUCAUUGCAAUGGAGGAGACAAAGGCAGCAAGUUGACGGACAAAUGCUAUUGGUCGCGACCAUCUGGAAGCAAUCCAUGGGGUCCAUGCGAUUAUGAGUCUCGAAAGGGGUGCAAUCGGUUGCAGCAAAUAGUGGACCAGAAUCCUAAUCGUCCGGUGAAGCCCCGUGAUGGUGGUGCAAUUGUCUUUGGCUGUAACGCACCUCCACGCAAGAGAUGCCGACUGCCUAAGCCAUCGAGUCCUGAGAAGGGUCUGAUCGCUACCGAUGGCAUUUCAGAUGAGACUGCGGGCAGCAUCUCGACCAUGUCUCUGCCCUUUGACUCGCUCAGCGUGGGUCAGCGUGAUCAGCAGAUUCCAGUAACAGUUGACGAUAACGAUCAAGCGUUAGUCCCUGUCUCAUCCUCUAGCGGAGAGACGCACCAAGGCCUGUCAUUCGAGGAAGACUGUCGAGCUAUCGCUGCAGCACUCGCUCAACGGCAAGACAAGCAACCAUCACCAGUUGAACUCGAUGAGCUAAUUCAGGAGGGCCGAGCAAUCUACGAUCAAUUCCGUCACCAAGCACAGAAAUUGCAGAAGCAAAAAGUCCUGGUGGACGAAAUGUUACCGUUACUCAGGUCCACGCUGGAGACCCUCACAGAAUGA